Saccharomyces paradoxus is the source of this 1749-nucleotide messenger RNA. It is a transcript of the gene VBA5, whose product is annotated as basic amino acid transporter. Gene Ontology annotation, molecular function: transmembrane transporter activity. NCBI's taxonomy places the organism in Eukaryota, Fungi, Ascomycota, Saccharomycetes, Saccharomycetales, Saccharomycetaceae. The transcript has a single exon. The coding region runs from base 1 to 1749 and encodes 582 amino acids. The record is from RefSeq and is a predicted model, not a curated record. Gene Ontology annotation, biological process: transmembrane transport.
AUGAAAGAAACCAAGUACUCUUCGCAGCCGGAGAUAGAAGAAGCAUGCGAUUCAGACGCUUCAUUAAAUGCCAAAAGUAGCAAUGAUCCUCCAAUGAGACUUUCAUUGUACCUCUGCUUGGCGUCACUAACUCUCGUACUUUUUAUAACUGCACUGGAUAUUUUGAUAGUGGGAACUAUUAUUGACGUAGUUGCUGCGCAGUUUGGGAACUACUCUAAAACAGGAUGGCUUGUUACAGGUUACAGUUUACCAAAUGCUAUUCUGAGCCUCAUUUGGGGAAGGUUCGCUUCGAUCAUAGGUUUCCAGCAUAGUCUUAUUUUAGCAAUACUUAUUUUUGAAGCUGGGUCCCUUAUCGCUGCUCUUGCCUCUUCAAUGAAUAUGCUAAUCGUUGGUAGAGUUGUUGCAGGUGUUGGGGGGAGUGGACUUCAAACGCUUUGCUUUGUUAUCGGUUGUACAAUGGUUGGUGAAAGGUCCCGACCAUUAGUAAUCUCCAUCUUAAGUUGUGCUUUUGCUGUAGCGGCUAUUGUUGGUCCUAUAAUCGGAGGUGCCUUUACAACCCAUGUCACUUGGAGAUGGUGCUUCUACAUCAAUCUUCCCAUUGGCGGUCUCGCCAUUAUCAUGUUUUUGCUUACCUAUAAGGGUGAAAAUAAGAGUAUACUUCAACAAACCAAAGAUAUUAUGGGAAAAAUCUCAAGCUUUGAAUUUGGCAAGUUCAGAAAGCAAGUUAAUUCUAAAAGAGUUAUGAACGGCAUAAUCUUCAAGUUUGACUUCUUUGGAUUUUCUUUCUGCUCCGCCGGACUGGUCCUUUUCCUACUGGGGCUAACGUUUGGUGGAAAUAAAUAUAGUUGGAACUCUGGCCAAGUCAUUACAUAUUUGGUUUUGGGUACCUUGCUUUUUAUGUUUUCAUUGGUGUACGAUUUCUUUAUAUUCAACAAAUUCAACCCGGAGCCUGAUAAUAUAUCUUACAGGCCUCUUCUUCUGAAAAGACUGAUAGCAAAACCAGCCGUAAUAAUAGUAAACAUGGUGACAUUCCUAUUAUGUACCGGUUAUAAUGGACAAAUGAUAUACUCUGUCCAGUUUUUCCAGCUUAUUUUUGCGUCAAGUGCAUGGAAGGCCGGUCUUCACUUAAUACCGAUCGUUAUUACCAACGUUAUUGCAGCUAUUGCAAGUGGUGUGAUUACCAAAAAGCUCGGUUUAGUCAAACCACUUUUAAUGUUCGGAGGCUUUCUUGGAGUGAUUGGAGCAGGGCUUAUGACACUUAUGAAAAAUAACUCCACUAGGUCAACGCAAAUUGGUGUCUUACUAUUACCGGGAUUUUCUCUUGGAUUUGCUCUACAAGCAUCGCUCAUGAGUGCACAACUUCAGAUCAAUAAAGACCGUCCAGAGGCUUCUAUGGACUUUAUUGAAAUAACAGCUUUCAAUACAUUCAUGAAGUCUUUAGGUACAACUCUCGGUGGUGUGCUUUCAACCACUGUUUUUUCCGCUUCCCUUCACAACAAAGUGUCACAAGCUCGUCUUGAGCCUUAUGUAGGAAAAACCGUGGAUGACAUGAUUUUAUAUCGUCUUCAGAAUUACGACGGUUCUCAUUCGACUAUUGGAAACAUUUUAAGCGAUUCUAUUGAGAAUGUAUUUUGGAUGGAUCUAGGGUUUUAUGCCUUAGGAUUUUUGUUUUGUAUUUUUUCAUCCAACAAGAAACUGAUCAUACCAAAAAAGAACCCGACACCAGAAGAUAAUAUAGAGGACAAGUAG